This is a messenger RNA of Sinocyclocheilus anshuiensis, 3002 nucleotides long. RefSeq names its product axin-2. NCBI's taxonomy places the organism in Eukaryota, Metazoa, Chordata, Actinopteri, Cypriniformes, Cyprinidae. Gene Ontology annotation, biological process: cell development; negative regulation of canonical Wnt signaling pathway; positive regulation of protein kinase activity. Bases 303 to 2744 code for a protein of 813 amino acids. The record is from RefSeq and is a predicted model, not a curated record. The transcript is spliced from 11 exons. Gene Ontology annotation, cellular component: plasma membrane; nucleus; beta-catenin destruction complex. Gene Ontology annotation, molecular function: protein kinase binding; ubiquitin protein ligase binding; beta-catenin binding.
ACUGGAAUAAGAGACUAGAGCACAUUCAAACACGCUAUACAGGGAUCUAGUGUGCUCUUCACGGGAGGAAGUUUACGUUUAAAACCUAAAAUCUCCGUUUGACACUAAACAACAUCAGAGGACAGGAAGACUGCGUGCAAUUGGAUAUAUAGUGGAAUAUAUUUGUUAUUUUGUUGGAAAACUGGGAUUUGGGGGACCGAACUCAUGGAUGGAUGAGAGAAGCUCCCCUGCUGAUUUAAGAGAGAGAGGAGCUUACAGCUGAGCUUCACACUGAAGGCUUUGCUGCUGGAGCUGCAGGAGCCAUGAAUAGGACACUAACAGAUCCUAUGGUCAGUAGCUUCAGAGAAGAUGACCCACGUCCACCGGUCCCAGGGGAAGAGGGUGAGACAACAUGCCACCAUCCCAGCAAACUGGCCAUGAUGAGACCGAAGGAUCCUGUGAAAACCAUUAUGGCUGAUCUUCGCUGUUCCACAGCAAGGAGGGAUGAUGAUGGACUUGGGGAACCUGAGGGCAGUGCAUCCCCGGACUCCCCUCUUGCCCGGUGGACCAAAUCUUUGCAUUUCCUUCUUGGGGAUCAGGACGGUGCUCAACUUUUCCGGGCAUAUCUUGAACGCGAGAAAUGCGAGGACACUUUAGAUUUCUGGUUCGCCUGCAAUGGUUUCAGGCAAAUGGACCUCAAGGAUGCCAAAACACACAGAGUUGCCAAAGCCAUUUACAAGCGGUAUAUUGAGAACAACAGCGUUGUGGCCAAGCAGCUUAAACCUGCUACUAAGACCUUUAUUAGGGAUAAUAUUAAGCGUCAGCAGAUUGACUCUGCAAUGUUUGAUCAGGCUCAAAUGGAGAUCCAGACUUCUAUGGAGGAGAACGCCUAUCAGAUGUUCUUGACCUCAGACAUAUACCUUGAGUAUGUCAGAACCGGGUGCGAGAACGGCAGUCAUAUGAAUCCCAACGGACUAGGAGGUCUAAAGCUGGUGUGCGGAUACUUGCCGACUCUAAAUGAAGAGGAAGAAUGGAGUUGUAAUGACUUUAAAGCCAAAGCUUUGGCCACUGUCGUGGGACUGUCUGCCAAAGCGUUACGGUCACCUCCAUCCCUUCGUGCAGUGGAAGCAUUGGAGAAGGGCUACAGGUCCUACAGACGCAGCGACCCUGGAAACCCCUAUCGUGUUGCAUCCGGUUAUAGUUUUGCCCCUGCCACCAGUGCCAACGACAGCGAGGUCUCCAGUGAUGCCCUGACAGAUGACUCGAUGUCCAUGACGGACAGUAGUGUAGAUGCCAUCCCUCCAUACAAGCUGGGAAGUAAAAAACAAUUACAACGAGAGAUGCAGCGCAACAUGAGGAUGAAUGGCCAAGUGUCUCUACCUCCGUUCCCUAGGACGCGGCGGCCACCUAAGGAGAUGACUCCCGUGGAGCCAGCAGCCUUUGCGGCACAGCUGAUAGCCAGACUGGAGCGUCUGAAGCGGGAACAGGAAACCAUGAGCUCCCUAGAGGAGAGACUUCAGCAGAUUCAGGAGGAGGAGGAGAAGGAUGAAUCUGAGGUGUCUGGAAGCAGUGCAUGCCACUCUCUGCCUUUGCUCCCUCCUGGCUCUUGUGAGGAGGACCCCCAGGCCAUCCUGGACGAACACCUUUCCCGAGUUCUCAAGACCCCUGGCUGUCAGUCUCCAGGAAUGCUUCGGCAUUCCCCACGCUCCCGAUCUCCUGAACAGCACCCCCUGCCUCGGGGAGGUCCUGGCACCAGGUCGCAGUCUGGCUCUGGGAACGGAUACGUGCCAUCCAAGACCUUGAUCUCCAGACAGUCAACCAAGCACAUCUAUCACCACUACAUCCAUCACCAUGCUGAGCCCAAAAGCAAGGAGCAGAUCGAGGCGGAGGCGACCCAGCGGGUGCAGUGCCUGUGCCAUGGAGCUUCAGAAAGCUGCUCUGCACCCUACAACCGCAGCCGGAGUCUGGGCAGAGACCAGUGUGGCAGCCCUGCAGAAGUGACCUUUGGGCAUUCCAGCUCUUUAUCUAAGCGUCUGUGUAAAUCUGGAGAGGAGGUGAACACAGAAGGGUUGGAGAGCAGUCUCCUUCAGCUGCCAGCUGACAGUACAGAUCGCUCUCAAAACGUAUGGCAGUGGAUCCUGGAGAGCGACCGACAGACCAAGCACAAGCCCCACAGCACUCAAAAUGUAAAGAAGUCGCACUGUUUGGAACCCACACGCACACACACCUGGGGAGGUGGCGGAAGCAGUGCGCAUCUCCGUGCCCACCAACCUGCACACCCCUUUGUUCAGGACCCUGCCAUGCCACCUCUACCCCCUCCCAACACCCUAGCACAGCUGGAAGAGGCCCGCAGACGUCUGGAAGAAGUUUCCAAACCCUCUAAACAGAGACAUUCAACAUCAAGCCUUCAGAGAGACAAGAGUCACCCAGUGCCUGUACAGAAUGGCAGUUCAGCACUUCAAACGGACGAACCGAAAGAUCUCAAGAAGAUGUCAGGUUCCCACAGUAGUUUGGGCUCGGAGACAGUGGUCACAUACUUCUUUUGCGGUGAGGAAAUCCCGUACCGCCGGAUGAUGAAAACACACAGCCUCACACUCGGACACUUCAAGGAGCAACUGCGGAAAAAAGGAAACUACAGGUACUACUUCAAAAAGGCCAGUGAUGAGUUUGAGUGCGGUGCUGUGUUUGAGGAGGUCUGGGACGACUGCACAGUUCUGCCUAUGUAUGAGGGCAAAAUCCUCGGCAAAGUGGAGAGAAUGGACUAAAUAAACACGACAGCGGACUUACCCAGCACUCAAGACUAAGUCAACGAGCGGAAAAUGGACGUUUUAUGCAGCUAAAAAAAGUUUAGACGUUUGCCUCACCAAGCUAUUGAAGGAAUACUAGCCAAUGAAGUACAGAGGGAUCUGAACCAGCAAUGCAUCAUAAGAAAUUGUUCCUUUAAUUUGGAACGCUAAGAGAGAUGUUAUGACCAAUGAAGACGCAAUCAUCCACUUAUUUGUUUGGACUACAACACGCCAACG